This is a messenger RNA of Amblyraja radiata (thorny skate), 3055 nucleotides long. RefSeq names its product alpha-2,8-sialyltransferase 8F-like. The transcript is spliced from 8 exons. Gene Ontology annotation, molecular function: alpha-N-acetylneuraminate alpha-2,8-sialyltransferase activity. Lineage: Eukaryota; Metazoa; Chordata; Chondrichthyes; Rajiformes; Rajidae. The record is from RefSeq and is a predicted model, not a curated record. Gene Ontology annotation, biological process: N-glycan processing; oligosaccharide metabolic process. Bases 299 to 1564 code for a protein of 421 amino acids.
AGAAAGAGAGUGAGGGAGAACGAGAAAAUAGGGAGAAAGAGAGAGAGAGAGAGCUGUGCUCGCUGAGCCGGACGUUCUCACAAGGGUAUGGCCGGCGCGGUACAAUGUUGCAAUUCCAUGUAGCAGGAGCAAAUGCCUCCACCGCAUUUUCGACAACACACUGGAAACGUACCCAAUGAAUUAUUAUUGCUCUCCUGUGAUCCACGCCGGCUGUAAAGAGAAGGGAGGGGGGGAGAGGGAGAGAGUGAAAACCAAAAAAACAACAAAAAACCCACGAACAGUCAAAAAUCACCUUUAAAUGACCAAGGAACCAGCAAAAAUCUCUGCCUCUGCGACCAGCAUGGCUCCAAUGUGUUCCUUCAGGAAGGUGCUGGUGAUUUGCACGGUUUUCGUAUUUCUGCUGGGGAUAAUGCAUUUUGACUCGCUCGAUUACAGGUAUGUGACUCAGCUGUCUAAGCUAAAGCUUCAGAAUGUGUUCAGCUCUACAUUGCAAGUCAAUGACAGUGAGCGGAAGAGACAAAAUGACAGUGAGAGAGGGGACAGAGAGUGUGAAACAUGUACAUCCAGUCAGCUCCUAAACUUGUUCCCACAAGAAUGGAAUGCUUCAGACUGUGAAAGUAUUUACAAGUGGAUCACAUCAUCUCGUAUUCAACGGCAGAGCGAAGGCGAUGUCAUUAAGAAGGUGACGCAUGUUAUGAAUUGCCCAUGGCACCAGCAUAAAGCAGCAGCCAAGGCCUUCAGAUGGGAGCUGAGGAGGUGCUGUGAUGCGGCACACAACUGCGUGGUGACACAGAGUAACAUCCCGGCGGGCACAGAGGUGACCUAUGAGGGGGAGCCCAAGAGGAAGAUACGGAUCACCCACCAGAUCUAUGCUUUGUUUCCCAAGGAAACUCCCCUCCAAAGACAGAAGUACAAGCGAUGCGCGGUCAUCGGGAACAGCGCCAUAUUGACCAACAGCAGUUGUGGCGCCAACAUCGAUGCGGCCGAAUACGUGUUCCGGUGCAAUCUCCCUCCCAUGGGUGAAGCCUACGCCCAGGACAUUGGAACGAAAACCAACUUGGUGACGGCAAAUCCCAGCAUCAUUACAGAGAGGUACGGAAACCUCCAGGACAGGAGAAGGCCAUUUUACACAAACCUGAGUGUCUACAACGAAGCUCUCCUCCUCCUGCCUGCCUUCUCCUACACCAAAAACACCGUCCUUUCCUUCCGCGCCCUCUACACCUUGCAAGACUUUCAGGCCAAGCAAGAGGUUGUCUUCUUCAACCCCUCUUACCUGAAGCAUCUGAGCGACUUCUGGAACGCGAAAGGCGUACAAGCCAACCGCCUCUCCACUGGCUUGAUGGUGACGAGCAUUGCCAUCGAACUCUGCGAAGAAGUGCGGGCUUAUGGCUUUUGGCCAUUCGGGGUGAAUGUACACGGGCAGGUUAUAGCACACCACUACUUUGACAAUCAGCAGCCCAAGCCCGAUAUUCACUCCAUGCCCUUAGAGUAUCAGCACCUCCUGCAUAUGCACAGUAAAGGGAUCAUCAAACUUCAGAUGGCUCAGUGUCAGACUGAUCCAUAGGACGGAGGCAACAUUUAACGUCAGAUCUGUAGGACGUUAGACUGCUGGCCAAAGUAAGAUGAUUGUGAAAGCAAUGGCUCGGAUAGCUUGACGUUCAAUCGGGAGGGGUCUUUCAGGUCUAGUAUUGCCUGUGGCUUGUACCUGUUGGUUGAGUGACGUUGAUUUUUUUCUCCAUUUGGGGAACAUCUAGAUGAUUGGACUUGUUGGCCACCCAGAGAUUAUCGUGUGGUCAUUGACAACUGACCAAUGUUGGGAGACAAGUGAGGGCGGCCUAAGGAGCAGCUCAUGGCUUUAGACUUUAGAGAUACAGCAUGGAAACAGGCCCUUCGGCCCAUCGAGUCCAUGCCAACCAGCAACCCCCAAGCACCAGCACCAUCCAGCACAAACAUUUACCAUUUUUACCGAAGCCAAUUAACCUACAAACCUGUACGUCUUUGGAUUGUGGGAGGAAACCGGUGCACCCGGAGGAAACCCACGCAGUUACAGGGAGAACGUACAAACUCCAUAUAGACAGCGCCCGUAGCCAGGAUCGAACCCAGGUCUCUGGCACUGUAAGGCAGCAACUCUGCCGCUGCAUGCACCACCGUGCCGCGAACUCUGCUGCCGGGCCUGUAGGUGAUAGGAAGAUCUCAAGGUAGGAGAACACAAGGAACCAGCAGCAUAGCCAACUUUUCCCUUUGCCUUCUCCGAAUCUUGGGACUCUUUGCUCCUUAAGUGACAUUUAACUGUUCCGUCCUCCAGAAUUGGUGAAUAAUUUCAAAAAAAAAAUUUUGGUAACUUUUCCCAUUAUACCCCAAAGCCUUUUACGGCAAUUAAGUAUUUUUGAGGCCUUGUAAUAUAGGAAACCCAGCAGCCGGGCAUAACAUAGACAGCUCCCGUAAACAUAUGUAAUACUAGCCAGUGACAGACACAAAAAGCUGGAGUAACUCAGCGGCUACCACAGCAUCUCUGGAGAGAAGGAAUGGGUGACAUUUCAGGUCGAGACCCUUCUUGAGACUGAGAGUCAGGGGACAGGGAAACGAGGGAUAUAUAGACGGUGAUGUAGAGAGAUGGAGAACAAAUGAAUGUGCAAAAAAAGUAACAAUGAUACAGGAAACGUCAUUGUUAGCUGUGACCUAGGUGAAAAUGAAUUAUAGACAAUGAGGCUCAACAAGACUACUUUGAAGCUGGUAUGGCUUUGUGGGAGGGAUGGACAUAGAGAGGGGUGCAAGGGUUACUUGAAGUUGGAGAAAUCAAUUAUCACACCACUGCCCAAGCAAAAAGGAGGUGCUGCUCCUCCAAUUAGCGUUUGGCCGCACUCUUGACAGUGGAGGAGGCCCAGGACAGGAAGGUCAGUGUGGGAAUGGGAAGGGGAGUUAAAGUGUUUAGCAACCGGGAGAUCAGAUAGGUUUCCGACAUAAAUAUUGGUUAGGACUCAAGGAAUAACUCUGUAACAGGAAGACCUUCAUCAGUCAGAGUAUUGAGUAUAGAAGUUGGGAGGUCAUGUUGCAG